AUGAAACAAGAGUGUCCUUCUGUCGAAGAGUAUUACAGAAGUAUAGAAUCCCGUAUUGGAUACCGGUUUAUACUUGGUAAUGCUCGCCAUUGCGGUUUGUGGAAGGACGGCACCCUAUGGCCUUUCCCUAUCAGCACAGCGCAGGCGGCUAUGCGAGAGAAGCUCUACGCUCGACUACGUCUUUCUUCGGGGUGUAGAGUCCUCGAUGCUGGAGCAGGGUCAGGAAGAGUAGCUGCAUUCAUGGCGGAGAGAGGAUUGCAUGUGCAGGCAAUCGACAUCAUCCCAGCGCACGUCGAGCAGGCAAAGAAGUUUGUGGAGGCGAGAAACGUGAAGGAUAAAGUGUCAGUUCAAGUUGGCGACUACCACAACCUCAAAGGACUGGAAAGCUCGUCGUUUGAUGGUAUCUAUACCAUGGAGACACUGGUGCACGCCGACGAUCCAGAGAAGGCGUUAAGAGAGUUUAGGCGUCUGCUAAGGCCAAACGGAGUCCUCGUGAUCCACGAAGCGGACUUCCACACCGAUGCUGUUGUUCUGGCCGACAUUCGACGACUCGCGCAUUGUCAAAGGACGCCCGCGGAAGGCGGCUACGAAACAUUACUCGCCGAAGCCGGAUUCCACGAUGUCGAAGUGCACGACCUUACGACAAUGGUACUACCAUUAUGGAGGUUCUUUGGCAUACUUGGCGCGAUUCCAUAUGCUUUCAUGAGGCUGUUAGGAGUGCAACAUCACUUCGUGAACACAAUGGCAGGGGUCGAAGCGUAUCGACAUUGGGGAAAUGGUCGGUAUGUUUCUAUCCGAGCUGUGAAGCGUGCCUAG
Molecule: messenger RNA, 816 nt
Organism: Zasmidium cellare ATCC 36951
Lineage: Eukaryota; Fungi; Ascomycota; Dothideomycetes; Mycosphaerellales; Mycosphaerellaceae
Exons: 1
Coding region: 1-816 (271 amino acids)
Molecular function (GO): S-adenosylmethionine-dependent methyltransferase activity
Source: RefSeq, a predicted model, not a curated record